CCUCCAACCCAGGGUCAGUCAUGAAGAGUGGACUGACGGGGAUGACCACAGGCAUUCUGGGUGGCAUCUCUGGCAUAGUCUCUCAGCCUGUGCGCGGAGCCAAGGACGACGGCGCCUCUGGAUUUAUGAAAGGCCUGGGCAAAGGGGUGGUCGGUGCAUUCACCAAACCCGCCAGUGGUGUGAUGGACUUUGGGCUCGAUACCAUGUCCGCACUCCGAGACAGCACCCGUGGACCUAAGUGCAGUGCUACCGUCAUGCGGCUGCAACGGCAUAUACCUCCAGGCGGUAUCAUCGUACCAUACAGCGAACACAGUGCAAAAGGCCAGCGACUGUUCUACAGCUACCAGGCACUCACUCCUCGAGACACAGACCAGAUAGACGAGGGCAUUACGGAGCACUACUAUGCCCAUUCAAAGCUUAAGAAUGGUCAUUAUCUGCUCAUCACCACACAACGCAUACUGGAAUUGGAAGCACAACAAGGAGAGGGCGACAGCGACAGCGGGUGUGAGUUGCAGUUGCAGCUACAUACAUCGGCUACAGUGAGAGGGGUGUGUCACGUGGAGAUAGUGCGCACGGGCGACGAGAUCAUGCUCCAUCUCAGAGUGGAACGGUCGCAGUUUAGGACUGCCGUGUCUACACCGAACACAGCAGCCUCGCGCAACAUGUCUUGGACAAGCUCAUUCAAGGUGCCCAAGCCUAGGUCAUUGGCCAUAGAGGAAGGCAUUGUGCACUGCAACGCCGCAGCACUGACACAUAAAGGGGCUGUGGAGAUGAGAGACAACAUCAUGGCAGUAGUGACUCUGUACCAGCACGAGCUGAAGGUGAAGCGAUUCGAGGACUAGCUGGAGAGCUACAUACGAAAUAGACAUGUAUCCAUUGACGUUUUAAUAAAGUAUAAUACGUGU
This is a messenger RNA of Sphaeroforma arctica JP610, 905 nucleotides long. RefSeq lists its product as hypothetical. The record is from RefSeq and is a predicted model, not a curated record. The transcript is spliced from 6 exons. Gene Ontology annotation, biological process: protein targeting to vacuole; protein retention in Golgi apparatus. NCBI's taxonomy places the organism in Eukaryota, Ichthyosporea, Ichthyophonida. The coding region runs from base 21 to 842 and encodes 273 amino acids. Gene Ontology annotation, cellular component: extrinsic component of membrane.